UUUAACUAGGCCGUGUGGAGGAUGUCCGAGCUAAUGGAUGGAAGGCGGAUUAGAGAAGAGGAAGCGCUCUCUAGUCCACUAUAUUCAUUCGUGCGUUUGAGCGGGUCCCACUGCAAGCAUAUAAACUAGCUGAUGUAUCUGAAACGCUACAAACGCAGAGGCUGACGCGAUGGAUUUCAAUGUCAAGAAACUAGCGUCGGACGCUGGCGUCUUUUUCACGCGUGCCGUUCAGUACACGGAGGAGAAGCUCGGCCAGGCAGAGAAGACCGAGCUAGACGCACACCUGGAGAACCUCCUUGCUAGAGGAGACUGCACCAAGAACUGGACAGAAAAGAUCUUCAGGCAGACUGAGAUUCUCCUGCAACCAAACCCCAUUGACCACACUGGUGCUCGCAUUGAGGAGUUCCUGUAUGAGAAACUUGAAAAAAAGAUACCACUCAGGAUCACCAACGCGGAGGUGCUGGGACAAUACAUGCAGGACGCCGCCAAGGAGUUCGGACCAAGCACGCCUUAUGGCAGCACUUUGAUCACAGUAGGAGAGUAUCAGAAGAGGAUAGGCGCGGUGGAGAGAGAAUUCAUACAUGCCUCAGCUGUUGGCUUCCUUAACCCACUCCGGAACUUUCUGGAGGGUGACUGGAGAAUCAUCUCAAAAGAGCGACGUCUGCUGGAGAACUAUCGCCUGGACCUGGACGCUUGCAAGGCACGGCUGAAGAAAGCCAAGCUAGCUGAGGCCAAGGCCGCGGCAACACCUGAUUUUCAGGAGACUAGGCCCCGCAAUUAUGUUCUCUCUGCCAGUGCAUCUGCGCUGUGGAGCGAAGAGGUGGAAAAAGCCGAACAAGAGCUGCGUGUGGCUCAGACAGAUUUUGACCGACAGUCCGAAGUGACCCGACUCCUCCUGGAAGGCAUCAACAGUACCCAUGUGAAUCAUUUGCGUUGUCUGCAUGAGUUUGUGAAGGCCCAGGCAGCCUACUUUGCUCAGUGCGCCGUGCAUAUGCAGGAUUUGCAGAAGGAGCUCAGCAGUGCAAAUGAUGAUACGUUCCCCAAUGCCUUUGUUGGAAACCCCUCUAUGUCGGUGAUCGCGCCGGGCCCUUCCCCACUGUCGACCGCCGCUCCGCCCGGGACCUCGCCACCCGGCCGUACCUCGGCCUCUCCCGGCCCACUGGACCCUGUCGUCACCCUGAAGAUCGGGGAGGUGAAACCCCCUGCCACGGGCACGCGCAAGGCCAAGGUCCUGUACGAUUACGAAGCGGCAGAUGUGAGCGAACUUUCGCUGCUAGCCGAUGAGAACUGAUUCGGUGGGAAACAACGCUGGAACUGAACUGUCGAGAGUAAAAUCUCAAUUAGUUGCUACAGAUUACGUCGGUGGAAUGAUUCCCAGCUUCAGAUACCUUACAAAAGCAUGUCCUUAAAGUACAGUUAAACGAAAGUCGUCUUUACUACUAUAAACGGUAUUCGUUGUAAUGUAGUGUAAUUCUCUGGAAGGACAAAUGUCUCUGGUUAAAUACCCAGGCAUGUUUCUCUCUAGCAAAAAAGUAAUAAAUCAUGUCAUUGCUCACUGUAAUAAUGAGGCAGUAAAGGUCAUCAUUUAAUGCAUAUAUUCUUUGAAUUUGUAAAUGGAAUUAUAUCAAAUGCCUGUUCUAAAUUAUUAGAGGUUAGAGGCAACAGUGAGCUUUGUGUUAGAGGGUUGUAACGGUGCUUGGUCCCCUUGGACUCCACUUGUGGCUAAGCAUUUUAUUAUUUAUUUAUUUACCUAGCUACUUUUUUUUUUCUUUUUUCUUUUUUUUUUUUUUUUUGGUGGUGGGGUUACACACAGUAGAUGAAAAGUCCUGCUAUUGGGAAUUCAUAGAAAACUGAAAUUUAAGGGGAUGUCGGAGAUGUUAGUCUAAACCAACAAUCUCAUUUAUCAUCUGUUCUUACUCUGGGGAGACAUUGGUUCACAACAAAGGAGUUACUCAUAGUUUAUACAGCAUUUGGAAGUCUGUCUGAUUUAAUCUGAAAGUAAUAAAGCUGUACAUGGCUGAAAUUUAAGGGGAUGUUGGAGAUGUUAGUGUAAACCAACAAUCUGACUCAUCCUCUGUUCUUACUCUGGGGAGACAUUGGCUCAAACAAGGAGUUUACUCAUAGUUUAUACAGCAUUUGGUAGUCUGUCUGAUUUAAUCUGGAAGUACUAAAGCCAGACAUAAGAAGAUAUGAUUAUGAAUGUUUGUGGUUUAAAGUUGAGACAUUUAUGAGUAAAUCAAAUGAGAUAUUUAUAUAUUUUAUUAACCAAGACUGUCUAUGUAUGCUGGAUUUAUGUAUUUGAUCCUUUUUUGGCUCUUACUAUAUAUAAAAUGAACAUGACCAAAACUGUAAUAUAAAUAUCCUCAUUCAGUAUCAGAGCCACACAGUAACAGCAGAUUUCCCAACUUGCCAUCUGUCAGGUGACCAUCAGUUGAAUUAAAGGAAUCAUUCGGAAAAAAAAAAUUACAGAAAUGUUUGGUGUCUGACACUUGCUACUUUACGUUUGCACUGAAGUUAUGAGGGUAAUAUACCUAACAAGUAAUGUAAAUGUCACACAUUUGAUUUUCUACAUUUGUGGUAAGUGAAAACUUGUUUAUAUUUUUUCACCAAACUAAUCCUUUAAAAGGAUAACAACCUGGAUCACAGGCUUGUGUAUCAAGGUGCUAAAUUAAGAUGUUUAAAAAUGUUUUUUUUUGGCCAACUUUGAAAUAAAUUGGAAGUCCUGACGGUGUUUUUUUUUAUUUUUUAUUUUUUAUUUUUUUUUUGUCU
This is a messenger RNA of Electrophorus electricus (electric eel), 2769 nucleotides long. The record is from RefSeq and is a predicted model, not a curated record. NCBI's taxonomy places the organism in Eukaryota, Metazoa, Chordata, Actinopteri, Gymnotiformes, Gymnotidae.